Molecule: messenger RNA, 1892 nt
Organism: Caenorhabditis angaria
Lineage: Eukaryota; Metazoa; Nematoda; Chromadorea; Rhabditida; Rhabditidae
Source: the annotation of a GenBank genome assembly
AUGAAAAAACUUCUGAUAUUACUACUAUAUUCUGCUAUAUUUUUGAUCCAGGUUGAAGGUGCCGAGCAAUGUAGGAAAGAGAAUUUUGGGAAUAUUGUGGUGACUGGCGAUGAGGAUUAUUUGAUUUAUGGGUUGACGCAGGUUUGUGAAACGCUUCCGCGCAGCGGCGAAGUUACUUUAACCUAGAAAGUUAGGGUAACUCUCUUUAAAAAAUCCCGCAACCCCCCUCCCAUCCUAGGGAACUCCCGAACCCUCCAAUUUUCCUCCAGGACUGUCAAAUGUUCUUCGCUCGUCCCUCUCAACUCCACCUUGUCUCCCAAAUUUCAAUCAACCGUCAAUUAAUGUUCUGCGCUUCGAACCUUAUUCAAUUCCAUCUGAAAUCACACGACACACUUUUGCUAACUUUCAAACAGGCUCAUAAUCGAAUUUGCACAAUUGAUGUGCAUAUUCCGACAGUCGACAUGAUUAUUGGAGAUCACUUGUUUUUGUGAGUUCUUGGGAUGAUUUUUUUUUUGAAUCAAGAGUUCCAACCUGAAGCUUUCUAAUUAUUAAAUUGAAAAUUAUUAUAAUUUCCAGAUAUUCCUUGCGAAACACCCUUCCUUAUGCAGCCUGUUCACAUUCUUUGGAUCGCUCAUUUUCCCUCGAACCCGAUCUAUCAUUCAUGGAUCCUAUAUAUCAAGAUGUCAUUUAUUUCGUAGAUGCUUUAUCAAAAGGUUCAAAAUGGAAAACUCUUCAAUUUGUCCUGAAAGAUACCGGAACUUUGAGUAUGAUGAAUAAUCUGACGAUGAGAAAUGUGCAUUUGAGUGAUGAAGUUGAAUCUUCGGAAUUUGUUCUAACUAUCGAUAAUCGACGCGAUAAAUUGUUUCGAAGGAAUAAAUAUGGAGAUUAUGUUGAUUAUCAAUGUGGUUUUGAAUUGUUGUUUAGACCGGAUUUGGCGAAAGUUAAGAAGUUCAAGACACCAAAAAGUUAUGGGAAUUUGGUGAAUGGACAAAGUGUUGAGGAAGAUAUUAUGAUUUAUACGGAGACUGAUCGGACGGUGAGAGAAUUUUUUGAAUUUUCUUUGUUCUCAAAAAAAAGUUAGUUUAACUUUACCGAUUUUCGAAACUAAAAUUGAACUUUUUCACUCGAACUUCAGAAAAAAAAUGUUUUGAAUUUUUAAUUUAAAAACCCCAUAAAUUCCAAUGACGAAAAAAUAUGAUUUUUCAAUUCUUGUUUGUUGAUUUUGAUGAAAUCAUGACAAAAAACCUGUUUUAUUUGUCAUGAAAAAAUUUUUUUUUUAAAUCUUUUUCAAAAAUCUAGAUCACCUAAAAAUGUAGUCAGCAAGCUUCUUCCAGAGCACCUCGCAAUCCCGUCUGAAAAUUCUAAACCUGGAUCAACCUGAAGAUGUUUAUUGCCUUCUAUCAACAAACUUCGCAUUCGAUGUUGGAAUAAUCCGCCAAUCAUCUCUCGAUUAUCUAAAAUCGAAUCCUCUUCCAUUAUUUGGCACUAAAAUUCGACUGCACAGUAAAACUACCAAGAAACCGAAAAGUCAGGCUCAGACUCCAAAAACUAUUGCUAAUAUUAGGAUUACUACAUCUACAGCUACACCUGAAUCAAUCGAAAAAACAUCAUCGGUUGCCUAUUCACCUUCCGAAUCGUUUUUUCGAUUUGAAACCGCGACUGACUCAGAAUCUGAAGCUGAAACUUUUGAAAAUUCAGAGGAAGACUCUGAAAUAGCUCGUGAAUUAUCGACAGAUUUGAAUGAAUUGUCUCGAGACGCAAAUCUGACGCGUAGAUAUUUGGCCGACAAUGAGACUAUCAUUGAAUCGGAUGCUGUUAAAAGUGGCGGCACACUAUUUUCACUUUCACUUUACAAAAUUUCAAGUUUUUUAUUCCUUGUAAUUUUUUUUUGA